UUCAAGAGAAAAACGCUCAACAAACACACCAUUCCAAUGUUGUCAUGUUUGGUGCCGUCGUCAACAUCACGUUUUGGUCAAGAGGAUAAUAUUAUAAAUCAAAGUAUGCCCUCAUCGCCAGCAUUCACCAUGCAAUUUCCUUCAUUGACCUCCACUCUGCAUCAUCAUCAUCAGUCCAAGAGCAGUAAUGCCAGCACCACUGUUGAUGAUGAAAACUCGAAUGGUGUUGCGGCCUCAUCGUUGGGCGCCACUUCACCCACACCCCAACAGACGGACUUUAUGGUUACAUGUCCACAAUGUCAUAUGCGAUUAAAUGGCUUUGAGUCCCUACGUGAUCACAUUGCCAGCCAACAUCCCCAUGAUAAACUUAAUAUUGAACCCUCCUAUCCAAGUCCGCCAGCUGAUCGUGACAUGGUUAAUCAUCAAACCUCCAACACCGAAAAUGCUCAAAAUGAAAACACCACAAACACCGCAAUGGACAGUGGUGAUGAGAGUAAUCAAAGUUCUAGUGAAUCGAAAAUGAUGUUCAAUAAUAACAACAACAAUAGUCAAGAAAAGAAUAACAAUAGUAUUAAUCAUCAUAAUGACACACCCAGCCACUCGUCCGCCCCCAAUACACCACCUCCAUCUGUAGUUGGCCAACAGCAUCACAACUCCAAUAAUGGUCUUGGAGAUUUAAACACAUCUCCCUUUGCCAGUCAUUUGCCACAUAAUUUACAUCCAGCUGCUGCAGCACAAUUCAUGGCUGCCUUGGCCAUGCAACAACAGCAUCAGCAGCAACAUUCUGGCAAUACUUCACCCACAUCCCAUUUAUUAGGUGGCUUCAAUGGUCAUCAUCAGCAUACUAUGGCCCCGCAGCAACAGCAUUCUUCGUACGAUAACACCACCAUGGAUACAAUGCGCUCCACCUCAAGUCCCGGUUCCUGUGGUGGCAGUGAUAACAAUUCGGCGGCCAGCAGUAUAAGUCCACCGUAUCAGUGUAUGCAUUGUACGGCAUUGUUUCAGACCCGUCAUGAAUUGGAGAAACAUGAGGUGAUGCAUUCACCCAAUGCGCAAUCGCCACAGUCUCUGAAUGGUGUUAAUCAAAGUUGCAAAAUUUGCCACAAAGCUUUCGCCAAUGUCUAUCGCCUGCAGCGGCACAUGAUUAGCCACGAUGAAUCGGCUCUGUUGCGCAAAUUCAAAUGUAAUCAAUGUGAUAAGGCCUUCAAGUUUAAGCAUCACCUGAAGGAACAUGUGCGCAUACAUUCCGGCGAAAAGCCAUUCGGUUGUGAUAACUGCGGCAAACGUUUCUCGCAUUCCGGUUCCUUUUCAUCGCACAUGACCUCCAAGAAAUGUAUUAGCAUGGGUUUGAAGCUCAACAAUAGCGGUCGUAAUCAACUCAAAUCGGCCAAUACAUCACCGAACAGUUUGAAGCACACCUCACCGAAUGGUAAAAAUGAUACAGCGGCCGCCAAUAACCUUGUCAACAAUUUAACCAAUCCCAUGAAUUAUUUUGCCGGUGAUGCAAAUGCUGGUGCCAACACACCCCCAAAUCCAUUCUAUUCAAAUCUGCUGCCCAAAUAUGGUGAUUAUAACAGUGCCAUGAAUGCUGCCCUAUUAGCUUCAUUCCCCAAUCCAUUCUACAGUAUGGCUUUGGAUCCCCGUAUCCAUCCAUAUAGUAUACAACGUUUAUUGGAAUUGACUGCUGCCGGACAGCAGCAACAGCAACAUCCACAGGAGUCGGAACAGGAACAGCAACAACAAUCACAAAACACCUUAACACCUCCUCCUCCUACACAUCAUCAGUACACAACACCCAAUGAAGAUGAUGAAGAAGAGGACAAUAGCAAAGAUUUGAAAAUUUCCAAUAGCAGCAGCAAUGCCGAUGAGGAGGAAGACAUCAACUCAGAAACUUUGGAAUUAAAUGAAGAAGAAGAACCAAAAUUGGUAAUGGAUUUGGAAGCUGGCGAUGUGGAUAAUAAGGAAGCCGAACAACACACCACUCAUGAAGAAGAAGAAGUAGCUGAAAAUGAAACCAAGGAAUCUCAACAAGAAUCACAAAAAUCCCAUGCCAAUGAAACAGCACAAAAUGCCGAUCUUUCCGCAAUUAAACAAGAACAAACUGAAAGCCGUGAUGCCAUUGAUUCCCCUGUAAACAUUAAUACUCAAAUCAAACAAGAAAAAUUGGAUGAAUCAGAAGAGCAAUUGGAGGAAAUUAACAACAAAUCGGUAGAAGAAGAACCAGCAGCAAUUGUAGGUGAGGAAAAUCCCUCUGAAGAUACAGACAACACCUCAGCAGCCCCAGCUGCUGCCGAAUUACGUUGCAGUCGCUGUGAUAAGAAAUUUAAUCAUCCCACAGAAUUGGUGCAACAUGAAAAGGUGUUGUGCGGUUUUAUUAAACAGGAAUUGGAACAACAAUACCAACAACAACAGCAACAACAUCUUUUGGAACAAUCUCACAACUCCAGCUCCUUUAUGGCGGCCAGUGAUGUUGAAGAUGAUCAGGAUGAACGUGAUAGCAUUUCUCGCAACGACUGCUCCAGUGGUGGUGAAAGUAAUGCCGAACGUAAGGUUCGUGUACGCACGGCCAUUACCGAGGAACAACAACAACAUUUGAAACAGCACUACGCCAUUAAUUCACGUCCCAGCCGUGAAGAGUUCCGUAUGAUUGCCUCUCGCUUGCAAUUAGAUGCUCGUGUUGUCCAGGUGUGGUUCCAAAAUAAUCGCUCACGUGAACGUAAAAUGCAAUACAAUAACAACAACAAUACUUCGACUAUUAAAUCAGCAUUCCCCUUGCCAUCGUUGCCACCAAUGCCCACAGGUCAAACGCAAAGUUUUGAAGAAGCUACACUAAGCAAACCAGUUGGAAAUUCUGAUGAGCUGCCUUUGGAUUUGUCGGUUAAGCCACAACGCAAUUCAGGCAAUGGCCAGCAACAGCAUUCUCCUUUAUAUGGUGUUGCACCCUUGCAGAAUGCCAAUGUGACUGGAGAUUUGGCCGAAGCCAUUAAUUUGAGCCGCAAAAUGUCACCACCCACCUCAUUGUCACCCAACUCGGCAGCCUCUGUGCCAGCUGUUUUCAAACAACAAGCCCAGGCUGCAGCUGCUGCCGCAGCUUUGUAUUUUGCAGCACCCUCACAGGCAAAUGGUGCACCCAACUUACCUCACAAUAUGCGCCAAACACCCUCACCCAUUGAAGCUCCUCUUUUGGGAGGUCCUCAACAGACUUCCACACCACGCGGUGCUGCUGCAUUCCCCUCAUUUUCACAAUUACCUCCAUACAUGAUGCCCGCUGCAAUGGCGGCUGCUCAACGCAGUCUUAUGCCCAUGGAGGCACUAUUCCAGAUGACACCCGGCUCAGCCGACUACGCCCGUCAACAUUCACUAAUGAACAGUAUUAAAAUGGGUCCCACCCUAGACUUUAGAGGCAACAGUCUGAGCCCCGGUUCCGAGAAACGUUCAUGGCGUGAUGAUGAAUCGAGGAUUUCGCACGAAGACGAAUAUGCCCAUGCUCAAGCCCAGGCUGCGGCCGCCCUUUUGCCACCCAAACCGAAGCGGGCCAAGGCCGAAACGCACGGUCAUGCCGGUGAUCCAGAUUUGCCUUUCAUUUGUGAUCAAUGUGAUAAAGCAUUUGCCAAACAAAGCUCGCUGGCGAGACAUAAAUACGAGCAUUCCGGCCAACGUCCCUAUCAGUGUAUGGACUGCCCGAAGGCGUUCAAACAUAAGCACCACUUGACGGAACACAAGCGAUUGCAUAGCGGGGAGAAGCCCUUCCAAUGUUCCAAGUGCCUGAAACGUUUCUCACAUUCCGGUUCCUAUUCCCAGCACAUGAACCACCGUUACUCCUACUGCAAACCAUACAGGGAAUAGGUAAGCGACAAUGGACCAACGAAUGCCUGCGCCACAACAAAU
This is a messenger RNA of Musca vetustissima, 3888 nucleotides long. It is a transcript of the gene zfh1, whose product is annotated as zinc finger protein 1. The transcript has 4 exons. NCBI's taxonomy places the organism in Eukaryota, Metazoa, Arthropoda, Insecta, Diptera, Muscidae. Gene Ontology annotation, molecular function: RNA polymerase II cis-regulatory region sequence-specific DNA binding; DNA-binding transcription factor activity, RNA polymerase II-specific. Gene Ontology annotation, biological process: anatomical structure development; regulation of transcription by RNA polymerase II. The record is from RefSeq and is a predicted model, not a curated record. The coding region runs from base 37 to 3846 and encodes 1269 amino acids.